GUCCUCGUUUGUUAUCUGCACAUUUUCUUCGGUGGGGUUGGCGAUGUAGAUUCCUGAGUCAUAUAAUGACAAUGUUCCUUUUCGAUUCGAUACCCCUGGGAGUCAAAUUGUCUGCCGCUGAUUUUCGUGACGUUUGGAUGCACUACGACUCAGAUGGGAACGGUUUUAUUGAGGAACAAGAAAUUAACAAGUUUCUAUCAGACCUCUUUGAAGCACAGGGCCAGAUUAUCUCCAAGUCAGACAUAGCGGGACUGAAACAAACCCUCCUGGAAUGCUAUGAUCUAAACAGGGAUGGUAAAAUAGAACUUUCGGAGAUGUCUAAGAUCCUUCCUGUUGAGGAAAACUUUCUCCUCAAGUUCAAGAUACAAAACAGACCCCUGACGUACCCCAACUUUCUGAGAAUCUGGGAGUAUUACGAUCGUGAUAACAGUGGGAGGUUGGAGCGCAAAGAGCUGGAGAGUUUCAUGACAGAUCUUAUCAGGACCAACAGGAACAUCUCUAUCAAGGAAGCGGAGAUGGAUCUAAUAAUGAACGAGAUAUACUCACAUUUUGACGGGAACCACGACAAGCUGAUAGAACAGGAUGAGCUGAAGCUGAUCCUCCAAGUUCCCACCAACUUCCUGGACCAUAUUGAGCUUUACAAGAACCUGAACAAGCAGGAGUUUACUGAGAUCUUCGAACACUACGAUAGGGACAGAGAUGGGUUUCUGGAGGGAGAAGAGUUGAUGGAGAUAGUUAGCGAUAUGAUGAGGAAAGUUGAGAUAGACCUUACCGUGGACCAACUAGAGAAUCUUGUAGAGAAAGUUGUGCGAGUUAUAGACACUAAUUUUGAUGGAAAGAUCAGCAAGAAAGAAUUAUCGGAUCUGUUUUUCACGUCAGGUCAAAUAUCGCCCAUCCCGGAACCAGAGCCGUCUGGUAGUGACACUUGAUAGAAGCUACUUUUAAUUCAGAGUUGUUAACAUUGGGAGUUGAGAUUCUUAUUUGAUUUUAAAUUGUCGCUCGGGAGAUUUUAAAAAAUUUGAUCAGAACAAAACAAAUAUUGUUUUUAUCAUGAGAUUUUAUUUUGCAAAAUCCUGGGUUUUCCUGUUAUUAUUGCAAAAAUAUGAAGUUUUAGAUCACAGGAAACUGAAUCUUACUUGCUUUUGAUUCUUGUACCGUGUCACAAUUUUUAUUUUGGUUGUUUUAACAUGAAAAAAUGAAUUGCUUCUGAGUUCUAUGGG
Messenger RNA from Bolinopsis microptera, 1220 nucleotides. RefSeq names its product calretinin-like. Gene Ontology annotation, biological process: regulation of cytosolic calcium ion concentration. The transcript is spliced from 6 exons. The coding region runs from base 66 to 929 and encodes 287 amino acids. Gene Ontology annotation, cellular component: nucleus; neuron projection; cytosol. The record is from RefSeq and is a predicted model, not a curated record. Gene Ontology annotation, molecular function: calcium ion binding. NCBI's taxonomy places the organism in Eukaryota, Metazoa, Ctenophora, Tentaculata, Lobata, Bolinopsidae.